UACUGCGGAGUUGGGAAAUGAUGAAGCUGUAAUAUCGGAGGUGUUUUUGAAAAAGGAAACCUUCCCUGUUACGUUUUUAUUGUAUAUUUGAUUUGACAUUAUCGAAUGAUUUCGUGAAAAAUGGCAUUAAAUUUAACAAAACAUAGAAAUUCGUUGUUGGAGGCGUGGAGGGAUGUUUUGGACGAAAAAUCAGACACAAAUUGGGCAUUGUUCGGCUAUGAGGGACAAACUAAUGAUUUGAAGGUGGUAAGCAAAGGAGCUGGGGGCAUAGAAGAAAUGACAGAGGAUCUAAACAGUGGCAAGAUUAUGUAUGCUUUCUGUCGUGUUCAAGAUCCCAAGACUAGCUUGCCAAAAUGUGUCCUUAUAAACUGGCAAGGUGAAGGUGCACCAUUGGGACGCAAGGGGACAUGUGCCAACCAUGUUCGUGAUGUGGCUGCCUUUUUCAAGGGUGCUCACGUUACCAUGAAUGCACGAAAUGAGGAAGAAGUGGUCCCCCAACUCAUAAUUGAAAAAGGAGCCAAAUCCGCAGGCUCAGCAUAUAGCUUUAAGGAAAGAGCCGACAACACAAAUGAUGCUGGACCUUUUGGAACCACAUACAAACGUGUUAUCCCACGCCAAGAAAUUGAUGUUCAUGAGCGCGACCAGUUUUGGGAACGUGAACAGAGGGAAGAACAGCAACGUCAAGCUGAGGAACGCAAACGUCGUGAGGAAGAGCGGCGGAAGCUGGAAGAAGAGAGGCAUAAGAGGGAGUUGGCAGAAGCUGCAAAACGUGAAGCACGUAUUGAGGAACGCACUCGUACCAUUAGCCAGCAGCGUGAGGCAGAGCGCAGUGCAGAACAGCAUGCUCGUGAUGAUGAUGAUGAUGAUUAUUAG
Molecule: messenger RNA, 873 nt
Organism: Schistocerca nitens (vagrant locust)
Lineage: Eukaryota; Metazoa; Arthropoda; Insecta; Orthoptera; Acrididae
Product: drebrin-like protein
Exons: 1
Coding region: 121-873 (250 amino acids)
Biological process (GO): positive regulation of dendritic spine morphogenesis; postsynaptic actin cytoskeleton organization; neuron projection morphogenesis
Cellular component (GO): plasma membrane; actin filament; postsynaptic density
Molecular function (GO): actin filament binding
Source: RefSeq, a predicted model, not a curated record